Artibeus jamaicensis (Jamaican fruit-eating bat) is the source of this 6147-nucleotide messenger RNA. RefSeq names its product calcium responsive transcription factor (gene CARF). Gene Ontology annotation, molecular function: DNA-binding transcription factor activity, RNA polymerase II-specific; RNA polymerase II cis-regulatory region sequence-specific DNA binding. The record is from RefSeq and is a predicted model, not a curated record. NCBI's taxonomy places the organism in Eukaryota, Metazoa, Chordata, Mammalia, Chiroptera, Phyllostomidae. Gene Ontology annotation, cellular component: nucleus. The transcript is spliced from 18 exons. Gene Ontology annotation, biological process: regulation of transcription by RNA polymerase II. Bases 1032 to 3197 code for a protein of 721 amino acids.
AUUCCUCCUGCCUCCUCCUCCUCCCAUCACCUCCUGACCCGUCGGUCCGUAAGCAACCGCCGGCCGCCGGCCCCCGCCCCCUGCUGCAGCUGGGCCGUGGUGGCGCCGUCUGCACCCUGCCUCGGGUCCUUUCUGGGGCCUUACUUGGCGGGGCCUACUACUCCUCGCCCCGGACGGGGCUCGCGUGUCCCGGAGAGGCAUUCAGCAAAAUGUGGAGGUUAGGUGUCUUGAGGAGGGUCGCUGAGCCCAGCCACGGAGAAGUAGCCGGACCCCUUGGGCGGGGAAGCCCAGAGUGUGGUCUUCCGCGCUGACCCGAGUCCAUUUUUUACGUCCCUCGCUCUUUAGGAGCCCCUUUGUAUGUUUAAAACAGGGAAGGUGUCCUCGCACACCACCUCCUCUGCUUUUUGACUUUUUGGGGUCUUGAAGUUGCCCAAAGGCGUAUGUCUUACUCUCGAAGACCGAGAAUUAUUGUAGUUACGUUGUUUUUCUGAGGGAGGAUGGAUGGAGAGAUGCUAUCCAGAUUUCAGAGUCAUUUUUUAAGGCGUUCACCAAAAAAAGCUCCAAGAGGGGGACUUCAAGAGAAAGCAGUUUAGAAUCAGGGAGAACUGGAUUGCAAAAUUUGUGGGCAGAGCGGUAUGUGUACAGAGAGAAAGGAAGGGAGAGAGGAAAAAAAAUCGAUGUGAGAGAGAAAGGUGGAUCCGUUGACUCCGAUACCUGCCCCUGACCUGGAUCAACCUAGAGAUGAUACGAUCUACCUGAGUCUUCGGGAGGAUUACAGAAAAUAAUUUGUGAAGUUUUCAAAGAGCAAAGAGAUAAAAAGAGAAAAAUAUGCUGCUAUGAAGAUGUGUUUAUAACUUUCACACAAAUGAAGCUACUACUAUCAUGAUUUUAGUGCCGCAGAAAGGAAAACUUCAGUGGACAAGAGGGCAUUUUGGGGGGUAGUAGAAUGCUUAAGGCCUGGAAUAUAAACUUGAGCUACUGCCUGAAGCUAUUUAGUAAUAGAAGAAAAUGGAAUUGAAUAUGGUGUCAGCAUGGAACAGCCUAAUGAUUCAUUAACAGCCAAUCAUAAUGAUUCCGAAGAUUCAAAAACACAUUCUCAGCAUCCAACCUGUAUGGACUCCAGGGAUCCUUCCAUUGGACAAAAUAAUUCUGAUAGAGUUUUACCCAUCACUACUCAUGAAGCAGAUAAUUCACUCACAUCACAGAAUAUACCAGGGCCCCUGACUCAAGCACAGACUCUUUCUACAGAGAAAUUUCACCUAGUGGACCAAAAUGGGCAACCUGUUCAAUAUGAACUUCAGUCAUUGGGGGAUUCUAAUGCACAAAUGAUGAUUGUUGCCAGCUCAUUAGAAAAUGGACAGGUGCUUCGUGUAAUUCCAUCUACCCAGACAGGAAUGGCACAAGUGAUUAUACCUCAGGGGCAGCUUGUGGAUAUGAAUAGUCCUCAGGACGCCUCUGAAGAGAAACCCAGCAACAGAAACUUACCAACUGUGAGAGUGGAUGCUUUAGCAGAAAAUAAUAGUGCUUAUAUACUUCAUCCACAAGCAUCCCUCACAUUGCCCACGACGACAGUGACCAGAAUGCUUGAAGAGCCAUUUCUGGCCCCUCUCCAGCCACUUUCUUCUAACACACCUAUGUGGGCCUGCCGUCUUAGGAGCUGUGAGAAAAUUGGAGAUUCAUACCGGGGCUACUGUGUAAGUGAGACUGAAUUAGAAAGUGUUUUAACAUUUCACAAACAGCAAACACAGAGCGUCUGGGGGACCCGCCAAUCUCCAAGCCCAGCCAAGCCAGCCUCACGUUUGAUGUGGAAAUCCCAGUAUGUCCCAUAUGAUGGAAUUCCAUUUGUCAAUGCAGGGAGUAGAGCCGUGGUAAUGGAGUGUCAGUAUGGGCCAAGGAGAAAAGGUUUCCAGUUAAAAAAAAUCAAUGAGCAGGAAAGCAGGUCUUGUCAGCUCUACAAAGCCACUUGUCCAGCCCGAAUUUACAUUAAAAAGGUACAAAAGUUUCCUGAAUAUAGAGUUCCCACAGACCCCAAAGUUGAUAAGAAAAUAAUCCGAAUGGAGCAAGAGAAAGCCUUUAACAUGCUAAAGAAGAACUUGGUAGAUGCUGGUGGUGUUCUUAGGUGGUAUGUACAGUUACCUACACAGCAAGCUCAUCAGUAUCAUGAAUUAGAGACUCCCUCCCUCCCUUUGUCACCCUCCCCUUUUCCUGUGCCGUCUCUUGAAGAAGAGGAAACUACAGUUAGAGAUGAGAACUGUACAUUACCCUCACGUCUGCAUCCUCAAGUAGCACAGAAGAUUCAAGAAUUAGUAUCACAGGGAAUAGAACAAGUGUAUGCAGUAAGGAAACAGCUAAGAAAAUUUGUGGAAAGGGAGCUGUUCAAACCUGAUGAGGUACCUGAAAGACAUAAUUUAUCCUUUUUUCCAACUGUAAAUGAUAUAAAAAAUCACAUCCAUGAAGUACAGAAAUCUUUGAGAAAUGGAGAUAAUGUUUACAACUCAGAGAUUAUUCCAGCAACGCUCCAGUGGACUUCAGACAGUGGGAAUAUUCUCAGAGAGACUGUGACAGUUACAUUUGCAGAAGGAAAUUCACCAGGAGAAUCAACUACCACUAAAGAGGAAACAAAUCGGAAAAGGAAUUAUUUGUCACCAGAACCAGCCCACUUGCUCUCCUCACUUUCUUCAUUUCAGCCAAAAAUAUUCACACAACUACAGGGUUUACAGUUGCAACCAAGAUUCGCUUCUCCUGAUGGAUCACCGGCUCUGAUACCAGUAAAUAACCACCCCUCCUCCAGUCCUUCAAGACUUCUGGAUUCAAUAGGAAGUGCUAUAAUGAAUAAUAAUUCUCUACAGCUUGGUCAAAGUCAGAACCUUCAAACAGAUACAUGCCUAACCCAAAACAGUACUGCCUCUACUGGGGGGAACCUUUCAGGACCAGAUCAAAAUCUAGUUGCAGUGGAUCAGCUGGUGGACGUUGGAGAUGUUGAGGAUGCAGAGAAUCUGGAAGGAAGUGUUCAUCGGAUUCUGUUGGGGAAUGGGCAGACCAUUCCAAUACAGAUUAUAGACAACCACCCAGCUCUUAUUGAAGAAAAUCCAGAAGGUACCAUUUCUGUGAAUCAAGUUAAGCAAGAACCCAAAGAACCAGCAUUGUCUAUGGAAGCAAAAAAACGUUUGGACUGUAAGAAAUUAUCUGCUACAUAAAUUAUUGAAGCUUUUCAUAAUUGUACAACUCUGGUGACUUCUGAUGUCAUAGAAAAGAAGGUGAAUAUUGUUAAACUCAGCAGUGUGAUAAGUGGACAGAAGACUGGUUCAAUAAGCAACUUUGAUUUAAAACUGAUAUAUUUGUUGCCAAUCCCAUAUUUUUACCUUAAGAGAUAUUUUACACCUUUUUGUAUAAUUCUUAUGCUUUUUGAGUGCCUGGCAAGGCCAGUAUUUCAAAAGAUCCUCUGAACUUAUCCCUGAUAAUAGAGCCUGAACACCAAUAGUUAUCGAACUUAUCCCCUGGAACUAACCCAUUUUGGCUCUUAAAAAAUGAAAAAAAAAAACCAAAACAACCCCCCCAAACUGUGUAUGUGUGUGUGUGAUGACUUUUUUUUUUCAUUUCUAAAAGAACUUAUUCCGUAUUUGAAGUUGUGAAAAAUCUUUUUACAUUGGCAGACAGGUGAGAGAAGAUUUGUAAUCUGUCUCAUUUGGAAAGAUAAAACAAUAGAUUUCACUUCAUAAUACAAAGCCCAGCAUUGACAUCUGUGGAAACUGUUGUUGCAUUUUAGUUUCUUCCAUUCUGAUCUUUAUCCUUGCAACUACAAACCAUUAGCUUACUAAUGGUCAUCUAGUAGAAAUGUAAAGGAUCUUGGUAAGUACUGAGAAUUUUACUCAAAUUAAUCAAAUAACCAACAGAAAUAAAUAUAUAUCGCAUGGAUUAUGCAGUAUUAUAGUACAAUUCUACUUAUGGGUAGAAAAAUAUAGUAGAAAUUGAGAGAAUUCUGAAAGAAUAAUAACAUUUCAGGGUGUUUACAGAUAAUUUAGGGAAUUUUUUGAUAUCAGCAGAGAACUUUUUUCCUAUUUUAUAUUGAAGAUUCAGCCCUGGUUAAAAAAGAAUUUGAGUUGUAUUUAUUUUUUUAUGCCAGAGUUCUUACUGAAAUGAUGGUAUUAGAAUUUAUAGUACUUCAAGGUAAGUACUUACAUUUUAAAAUUUAGUUUAUAUUAAAACUUAUAACAACUGAUGUGUUAUAUAUAUUUGCUUGUUGAGUAAGUAUAUUUACUUCAAAUACUGAAUAUCAGCUUCUGUUUUCUAGAAGGUUGGUAAACUAGAAACAUCAAUUAUAACUGUCAAGAAAUCAACCUAAAGACCUCCUCCCCGCACCUGUCCCCCGGAGACCAUCUGUGGAUAUAUUUAAAAGUAACAAGGAUUUCAAAUGGAUUUUAAUGUUUAAUAUUCAAAGCAUGUGGAAUAUAAUAUGAAAUUUAACAAUAAUACUUUACACAAAUAUGAGUUUUUUGGCUUUUAUAAGUCUAAUCUCCCGUUCUAAAUUCACUUUAAUAGUUUCCAGUUUACAAUAUGUAUCAUUAUAAAACACUGUUAUAUUAGAAGUGGGUGGAAUUUAAAAAUUCUUUGCCCUUUAGAUAUAUAUCCUACUUAAUAUAAAAUUUAUUAUUUAAACAUUUAAUGCAAAGUUAAUAUUCAGUUACAUAUAUAAUUUUUAAUAAGACUUGCUUAUCAUUUUCCUAAGAAAUGAAAAUAUUUGCUGCGGGCAUUUAUAGAGUUAGGCUGCCAAAUCUGUUAUGUUAUGCUAAGUUAAACACAACUAUUAAUUACCUCAAACGCAGAUUUCUCUUAGUCUGUGUGUACUUAAAGGGAAUAAGUCCAAAUUAAUUUAUAGUUUAGUGUUGCAUUAUAGGUAAUGUUUUUUAUUUGUUAUUUCUAGUUUUUAUGGAAACUUUUAAAAGAUUUUAUAUAAUAGACCUUCACCUCUCAUUAAUGAAAAUAAUUGAUUAUUAAAUAUUUUACCAAUUGAACUGUAUUUCUUUAGAAACAUUCCUUUAUUUUUUGAUGUUGAGUUGCUAAGGAGAAAUGCUUGUUGAGAUACAAACUUUAGUCCGUUUCAGAUAAGGAUGAGACAUGCCCAAAGAUUCAGACUUUGGCACUUGACCAGGAACAAAACAUAGUUUAAAAAUAUUCCUCUCACAUUAUUCUCCAUGAGUGUCUCUUCUGAUACUGGUCUUUUUUUUUUAACAUGAGCACAAAAAGUCACUAUGCAUCCUCCUCACAGAUAAAAAACAAACAAAAAAGCAUGAAGGAAGUUUAAAUCCCUAAUUAUAUACUCUUUUGGUUUUUAGGUAGAAACUGGAACUAUCAAUAUUUUCAUGUAAGUAUUUCAGUGAGUAGCUCUUUAAAAAUGGUUUGUAAAUUAGUUUUUAAAAGUUCAUUUGUCCUCUAAAUGCAUGUUCAGUCACAAUGUAUCAGUAUUGCAUUUUAAAGGUGCUUGGCAUCACUGUUUAAAACGUAUGUUUACAUAUUUUAAAUAUUUAGUUAUUUUUAAAAUGUAUAGGGUACUUAAUGCAAGUGCAUAAAAUUUUCAGUAUCUAUAUUCAGCAUUCUCCUAACAGCUCUACAGCAAAGUCUGAGAAGUGCUCUUUUUUAUUAUGUAUUACAAGGUGUGAUGGACCUUGUAAUGUCCAGUCGGUUGGACAUUCAAAAUAAGCACUUAGAAAUUCAUAAUUACAGAUGAGCCUGCUUCUUCAUUGUAGUUUUUAUGUUCCAAGUCUCCCAGUGAACUUUAUGUAUACUACAAUGAAUUAUAGAUAAACACUGUCAUGUGGGCAUUUUCCUGAGCACUAAUAUUCUGUGUAAGCAGUUAACAUACUUAAAAGAAAAAGCUUGUAAGUCUUAUACUAUGUAAAUAUUUUCUAAAAGUCAUGAAAGUGAUAGAAAUCAGAUUUUGGGAUCUGUCCUAGCACUGAAGUUUCUAAUUUUGAGGCCUGCCAGCUUGUAUUUCACCUUUAUAUUCUGUCAAAAUACCUACUUAAUCAUGUGAGUAUGAGAAAGAUGUUAUUUAAUUUGUACCAGAAUUUUUUAAAAGGUUUUUAAAGUGUGUGUGUAUGUAUAUAUAGUAAUUUAAUGUAUAGUGUCCUUGUUAUAAUUUUUUUUUCA